Owenia fusiformis is the source of this 3414-nucleotide messenger RNA. The record is from the annotation of a GenBank genome assembly. Lineage: Eukaryota; Metazoa; Annelida; Polychaeta; Sabellida; Oweniidae.
UGCCAUGUGACAAUAACUUUGUCAAUACUUAAAUGAUUGUCAAGAAAUUUUAAUAGAAUAACGUCAGAUAUAAUGUGUCUUAUGUUUUUAAGUUCCAUGAAGAUGAAAGCAAGAUAACAAAACUUACAGCAAAAUUAAUAUUAGCAAUACUUAUUGAACGCGCUGUAAUCGUGAAGGGUGAUUCGUAUUUCUAACCAAUAAUUUGCAUUAAUCAAUUGAGCAAGUUUUUGUAUCCCACUCUAUUAUAGUUCAAUUUAAUUUCAGAUUUUAGCGCGGAUUAUAGACAUAGGACCCACGCAACUGUGAUCGUGCACCUGUAUUAAACAUUUAAUUAAUUAGGAACCAAGCAAGUGGAUUUGUGUGACUGCUAGUUGUCAUAGAUAUAGGACCCAUGGAACUGUGACCAUACGCCUGUAUUAAACAUUUAGGAACCAAGCAAGUGGAUUUGUGUGACUGCUAGUAAAUUAUAGAUCCAAGCAGGACCCAAGCAAUGGUGAUCGUGCACUUGUGUUAAAUAUCUAGAAACCAAGCAAGUGGAUUUGUGUGGCUGUUAGUACAUUAUAGAAAUUGGACCCAAGCAACUGUUAUCGUGCCCCUGUAUUAAACAUUUAGGAACCAAGCAAAUGGAUUUAUGCGACUGCUAGUAUAUUAUAGAUAUAGGACCCAAGCAACUGCUUGGAAACCAGUUUGUUUCCCGUUCAAUUUGUAGCAACGCAUCGCUUAUGUUUAUUUGAAAAUUAUAGAUAUAGGACUCGAGCAAGUGUGAUCGUGCAUCUCUGUUAUACAUUUAGGAACGAAGCAAGUGGAUUUGUGUAACUGCAUUCAGAAAUGGAGGCGAAUAACCAAGGAACCGAUAGGAACCACAAACAAAAACUAGAAAAUAAUUUUGAAUGUGAUAUUUGUGACAAAACAUUCGCACGUUCAUCUUUUCUUAAAGUGCAUUAUAAAGUACAUACCGGAGAAAAUGGAUUUAAAUGUGAUGUUUGUUUCAAAACAUUUGCAUGUAAACCUGAUAUUCAAUGCCACUAUAAUAUACAUUUAAGAUCGAGUAGUGAAGAUAAAGCCUACACAUGUCAUAUUUGUUCAAAACGAUUUACAUCAACUACUUAUCUAAAAAAACAUUAUAAAAUACAUAUUGGGAGAAAAAAUAACUUUAAAUGCGAUAUUUGUCCGAAAGAAUUUUCAACGAAUUCGAAACUCCGAGAACAUAAGGAACGACAUGCUGGACAACGAGAUUUCAAAUGUGAUAUUUGUUUUAAAACGUUUGUUUGCAAAAAGGAUCUUAAAUCUCAUUAUUUACGACAUGAAGCAAGUGCAGCCCCUAAAGACUACGAAUGUGAUAUUUGUUCUAAAAGAUUCGCAUUCAAAUAUUAUUUAAAAACUCAUUAUAUAAUACAUUCUGGGAGAAAAGACUUUAAAUGUGAAGUUUGUUCUAAAUUGUUUUUACGACGUUCUGGCCUAAAACAACAUAAUAGACUUCACACUGGACAAAAGGGUUUCAAGUGUAAAGUUUGCGCCAAAGCAUUUAGACAUUAUGGUACUCUUAAAAUACAUUAUAAAACACACACUGGAGAAAAGGGAUACAAAUGUGAUGUUUGUUCUAAAGAAUUUUCACAGGGAUCUCAUCUCAAAGCACAUCGAUUGAUACAUUUUGGAAAAAUGGAUUUCAAAUGUGAUGUUUGUUCGAAAACAUUUUUACGAAAAUGUGGACUAAAAUCACAUAGUAAAAUACAUAUUGAAAGGAAAGACUACAAAUGUGAUAUCUGUUCUAGAACAUUUAGCACAAAACGCAAUCUAAAAAAGCAUUCCAUCAUACAUUCUGGACAAAGAGAUUUUAAAUGUGACACUUGUUUUAAAUCAUAUUUUCACAAGUCGGCACUUGAAUCACAUUACAAAAUGCAUACUGAAUUACGAAAAUCGUUCAAGUGUGAUUUUUGCCCAAAAGCAUAUUCGUACAAAAAGAGUCUUCUUUGUCACAUUCAAUAUCAUACAGGGGGUGUAAAGAAGGACUUCAAAUGUAAUAAGUGUCCUAAAACAUAUGCUACAAGUUUUCAACUCAAAAGUCAUGAUAAAAUACACACCGGAGAAAGAAAUUUUAAGUGUGAUAUCUGUCAAAAAUCAUUCGCAGAGAAGAUCAAUCUAAGAUUACAUCUUAUAGUACAUACUGGUGGUGAAAAGAAUUUCAAAUGUGAUGUUUGUUCCAAAGCAUUUUUACGAAAUGGUGGCCUUCAAACACACUAUAAAAUACACACUGGAGAAAAAAACUACAAAUGUGAUAUUUGCUCCAAAGCAUUUAGAAAUAGUGGUAGUCUUAGAAGUCAUAAUAAAAUACACACCGGAGAAAAGGAUUACAAAUGUGAAGUAUGUCAAAAAUCAUUUACAGAGAAUGGAAAUCUAAAACGUCAUCUUAAAACACAUACUGGCGAAAAAGAUUACAAAUGUGAAGUAUGUCAAAAAUCAUUUACAGAGAAUGGAAAUCUAAAACGUCAUCUUAAAACACAUACUGGCGAAAAAGAUUACAAAUGUGAAGUAUGUCAAAAAUCAUUUACAGAGAAUGGAAAUCUAAAACGUCAUCUUAAAAAACAUACUGGCGAAAAUAAUUUCAAAUGUUCUAAACCAUUUUCAGUGAAUACCAAAACACGUGAAGGACAAACUGGAUUGAGAUGUUUCGUCCUGCUAAAACGUUUGCCAGAACAUCUAUCAGUCUAUCUAUACAACACGGCUUAGGCUUGAAAUGAUGUUCAGUUUAUUGUAUUUGCGCCGAAGCAUUUAUAAGCAGCGACAAUAAUACGCACUGGAAAAAAUAUUACAAAUGUGAUAUCGUCAAAAAUUAUUUACACGGAAUGAACAUCUUAAAGUACAAACUGGAGUAAAUAAUUUCAAAUGUUCUCAGGUAAUUUAGAGACAAUCUUCGAAGACAUGAUGAAACACAUGAAAACCUGAAAUUGAAUGUUUCAUUCUUCUAAAAUAUUCGCCUGAGUAUGUGUCCAUGCCUCACUGCUUAUAGGCUUGAAAUGAUGAUGUUCAAUUAAAAAUCUAUAAUUCUAGAAUAUAAUGAUUAGUUGUAUAUUGUGCAUUGGCACGUUAUCUACUUUGAAGGGAUGUAGAAGGGAUAGAGAUGAGAGUAAGUCACAUUUUACAAUAUCUUUUACUUUCAUUACUCCAUCUCAUGUCUAUUUUCUAAAACGUCCAAAAAUUCCGACUAAAAUAAUCUUUAUAUUUAAGGACAUUUGGCCAAAAUUGACAAAGGAACGCCCAACUUCAACUCUAAUGAACGUAGAUGUUGUUGCAUUUUAAAACUUCACCAAUUUCUAUAUUUUAUCAGAUAUUUCAAUGUAUGAUAUGCCAUAAAAUUAUAGCUAAUUGAUUGUGAAAUAAAAUGUAAUCAAUAGAAACAACAACAAAAAUUUCUAG